This is a messenger RNA of Penicillium cataractarum, 1227 nucleotides long. Its product is annotated as TDT family transporter. The record is from RefSeq and is a predicted model, not a curated record. Bases 1 to 1227 code for a protein of 408 amino acids. Lineage: Eukaryota; Fungi; Ascomycota; Eurotiomycetes; Eurotiales; Aspergillaceae. Gene Ontology annotation, cellular component: plasma membrane. Gene Ontology annotation, biological process: sulfite transmembrane transport; transmembrane transport. Gene Ontology annotation, molecular function: sulfite transmembrane transporter activity. The transcript is spliced from 5 exons.
AUGUCGAAAGCUAAGCCAGCAAACGAUGCCGCCCAGGGCAGAGGCCCUGUGAAAUACAAUGUCGGCUGGAGACGAGUUGUGCGGAAUUUCAGUCCUUCAGCCGAUGUAUGGAUGUUCAGCUGGUUUGCAGCGACAAUGGGCACAGGAAUAGUCGCCGUACUGAUGAACUCGGUGCCGUUUCACACGCCAGUUCUCUAUUACCUGUCUAUCGUUUUCUUUCUGCUCAACGUGGUGAUAUUCUCCUUGGCAUUGAUCACCUCCAUUCUCCGAUACACUCUGUAUCCUGAGAUCUGGCGAGUCAUGAUCCAAGACCCGACCAACUCGCUCUUCUUAGCCACUAUCCCCAUGGGAUUUGCGACGCUCAUAGAGAUGUGGGUCUUCAUCUGUGUCCCCCGAUGGGGACCCUGGGCCACGUCCGUUGCAUGGGCAUUGUGGAUGGUCGACGUCGUUGCAGCGGCCUCGGUGACCCUUUCCUUAUCGUUCAUUUUAAUCUCUCAACGAUACAUCACGUCGCUUGACCGGAUUACUGCUCUUCAACUAUUACCUAUCGCGGCGACCAUUGUUGCGGCCGGCGUGGGUGCCAAGGUCGCUGACAUCUUGCCAAGUGGCCAGCAUGCUAUGGGUACUUUGCUCGUUUCUUUCAUCCUUUGGGGCAUGGGCAUUCCUUUGGCAAUGGCGGUGUUGGUGAUCUACUAUCAACGACUGGCAGUUCACAAGCUUCCCCCACGAGAGGCCAUCGUGAGCUGCUUUCUUCCUCUGGGACCACUUGGGUUUGGUGGCUUUGGCAUUAUUUACAUUGGCAAGGUAGCUCGGGAGCUCUUGCAGGGCUCUGACAUGCUGGACCCUAUUGCAGGCUCCAUGGCGUAUGUCUUGGGGGUCUUCAUCUCACUGCUCAUGUGGAGUUUUGGUUUGAUCUGGCUUGUUUUCGCAUUUGCCACAGUACUGUACAGCUCUCCUUUCCCAUUUAACAUGGGAUGGUGGGGAUUCACUUUUCCAUUGGGGGUCUAUGCGGCCAACACGAUGGAACUGGGAGUAGAACUGGACUUGAUAUUUUUCAAGAUCUUUGGAACGAUCUUGAGCACUGCAGUAUUACUGCUAUGGGCCCUUGUUGCUUCUCGUACGGCAGUGGGUGCAUGGCGCGGCAAUAUGUUUUAUGCCCCAUGUCUUCAAAAGUUGGCUCUCAACGAUGACGAAGGGGAGACUGAUGUCGCCCAGCAUCGAGCAUGA